GGAGCAGAAAUGAUGGGUGAUAUGUCUGUAUUAGGGUCAGUAAUCCUGGCUUUAUUCCUGGCUGGGUAUUUGGGACAGCAGUACCUGCCUCCCCCUAAACCCAGAGUCAUUGGUCUGGAUCUUGGGACAACCUUUUGCUCGGUGGGAGUCUUCCAACCAGGGACAGGAGACGUGGAGGUGAUCGGAGAUGAGAAGGGUAGAAAGAGUAUACCCAGUGUGGUGUCCUUUAUCCCAGAAGGCAUAUACGUCGGACAUGAAGGCCAGGAGUUGGCUGAUAUCAAUCCUCAGAACACCAUUUAUGAUGCGAAAAGAUUCAUAGGGAAGAUUUUUGAUCAGAAGACUUUAGACCAAGAGAGUGCAAGAUACCCAUUCAAGGUAAAACUGAACAAUGGCAGUGCAGAGUUCUUGGUCACUACAAACACCACAUUCACUGUGAGCCCUGAGUUCAUCGGCUCUCGGCUGCUGUUGAAGAUGAAGAAAAUGGCAGAGCAGCAUCUGGGAGUUCCCAUAAAUAAAGCAGUUAUAUCAGUGCCAGCAGAGUUUGAUGAGAACCAGAGAAACUACACCAUCAGAGCUGCUGGUUUAGCAGGACUGGACAUUUUAAGGGUUAUUAAUGAACCCACAGCAGCAGCGAUGGCCUAUGGACUCCAUAAAGUGGACGUGUUUAAUGUGUUGGUGGUGGAUCUGGGAGGAGGAACACUGGAUGUGUCUUUACUUAACAAGCAGGGUGGAAUGUUUCUUACCAGAGCAAUGGCAGGAAAUAACAAGCUGGGAGGACAGGACUUUAGUCAGCGACUUUUCCAGUACGUCAAUGAGCAAGUGAGGCAACAGUAUGGAGUCGCCCCUACGUUAAAGGAAGACAUCCAGCGCCUACGUCAAGCUGUCGAAGUGGCCAAACUCGGCCUGACCGCAAAGACCAAAGUGUCCCUAAAAGUCCCCCUUCAUUUACAGACUACAGGAGCUGAAGGGGUGCAGGGGGAGCACAUCACCUACCAGCAGGAGCUCCACCGUGACCUCUUUGAGGAGCUUAAUGCUGAUCUGUUCCAGAAGAUCCUGGCUCCUAUUGAGACAGUUCUGGAAGAAGGACGCCUCAGCAAGGACGAGGUGGACGAGGUUGUUCUGGUGGGCGGGUCCACCAGGAUUCCUCGUGUUCGACAGCUUAUUAGUAAGUACUUUGGGAAGGAGGUAAACACGAAGGUGGACCCGGACUUGGCUGUAGUGACGGGCGUGGCACUGCAGGCAGGCAUUAUGGGAGGAUCGUGGCCACUGCAGGUCAGCGCCAUAGAAAUUCCCAACCGAGAACUGCGCAAAACGAACUUCAGCUGAGUGAGAUGUUAAUGUCGUACUGUUUGUGUUCGUCAGACAUUCGGUGCCAAACGUGAAGCUGAAAAUUGGCUGAGAAAUGAUUCCAUGUCAGUUUCGCGCUUCAGUUAGUUUUGCAAUAAAUGCUUACAGUUUUGAGGAGUCACAAACACAACCCCCAGUUACAACUAGUAGUUGUAAAUCAUUGGGAUGCAUUAGAACACUUGAAACUGUAAAUGAGUUAUCCUAAAUUUGACAUUUUUAAUGGUUUGACAACAGUUGCACAUUA
Messenger RNA from Trichomycterus rosablanca, 1591 nucleotides. It is a transcript of the gene hspa13, whose product is annotated as heat shock protein 70 family, member 13. The transcript is spliced from 5 exons. NCBI's taxonomy places the organism in Eukaryota, Metazoa, Chordata, Actinopteri, Siluriformes, Trichomycteridae. The record is from RefSeq and is a predicted model, not a curated record. Gene Ontology annotation, molecular function: ATP binding; ATP-dependent protein folding chaperone. Gene Ontology annotation, cellular component: plasma membrane; cytoplasm; nucleus. The coding region runs from base 10 to 1326 and encodes 438 amino acids.